AUGGUCCAUGCCUUCCUCAUCCACACCUUGCGGGCCACGAAGGCUGAGGACGGCCUUUGCCGAGUGCUCUACUCCUGCUUCUUUGGUACCGAGAAUUCACCCAACGACCCACAGCCACAUGGUGCUGAGAGGGACAGGCUUCUCCGAAAGGAGCAGAUUUUGGCUGUGGCCAGGCAGGUGGAGUCCAUGUGCCAGCUGCAGCUGCAGGCGUGCGGCCGGCCUGCUGUGGACCUGCAGCCCCAGUCCUCAGAUGACCCAGUGCACCUGCAUGAGUCCCCAUGUGGGGCCUUCCGCCUGACGGCAGGGGACCCUUUCCAGGAGCCUCGGACAGUGGUGUGGCUAGGCGUGCUCUCAUUAGGCUUCGCCCUGGUGCUGAAUGCCCACGAGAACCUGCUGCUGGCAGAGGGCACACUUCGGCUGCUGGCCCGCCUUCUCCUUGAGCACCUCCGGCUGCUGGUCCCCACUGCCAACCUCCUGCUGCGGGCUGACUGCAUCGAGGGCAUCCUCGCCCGCUUCCUGCCCCAUGGUCAGUUGCUCUUCCUCAAUGACCAGUUUGUCCAGGGUCUGGAGAAAGAAUUCAGUGCUGCCUGGCCCCGCUGA
Molecule: messenger RNA, 600 nt
Organism: Lipotes vexillifer (Yangtze River dolphin)
Lineage: Eukaryota; Metazoa; Chordata; Mammalia; Artiodactyla; Lipotidae
Gene: AP5S1
Product: adaptor related protein complex 5 subunit sigma 1
Exons: 2
Coding region: 1-600 (199 amino acids)
Biological process (GO): double-strand break repair via homologous recombination; endosomal transport
Cellular component (GO): late endosome; cytosol; lysosome
Source: RefSeq, a predicted model, not a curated record